AUGAAAGUGAAGGAGGGCUCCGUCUCUGUGGACGUACAGCAGAACUGCGCCAGCAACUUCCCAAAACGCUGUCGUGUAAGGAAGUAUGAGGACUGGUACAAAGUGGGCCCCUACUGUGUGAAGUAUUUCAACACAUCAUGUUCCUUCCCUGAUGCCGAGUUUGCUUGCAGGGAAAAGGCCACAGGGGGUCACCUGGUCUCUGUGCAUGAUGAACAAGCAAACUCUGAUGUCAACUGCAUUGUGAUGAAAUAUAACUACUCCUCACCACGGAUCUGGUUGGGUGGGAUGGAGCUUUUCCAGUCAAAGAAGUUCAUCUGGACAGAUGGUUCUGUUUGGGAUUUCAAGAAAUGGGUUCCGGGUCAACCAGACAACACCAACAAUACUGAGGACUGUGUGGAGAUGAACUGGAAAAUGUAAAGACCCAGAACAAAUCUGAUGGCAAAUCCCAAAAUGUUCAAAUCAGCAGUGAUUUGAAACUACAGAACAAGAUGCACUUAAGUUAAAAAAUAAGACAUGUGUUUUAUUGGUAUAAAGGCAGU
Molecule: messenger RNA, 539 nt
Organism: Paramormyrops kingsleyae
Lineage: Eukaryota; Metazoa; Chordata; Actinopteri; Osteoglossiformes; Mormyridae
Source: RefSeq, a predicted model, not a curated record